This is a messenger RNA of Dicrocoelium dendriticum, 1407 nucleotides long. NCBI's taxonomy places the organism in Eukaryota, Metazoa, Platyhelminthes, Trematoda, Plagiorchiida, Dicrocoeliidae. The record is from the annotation of a GenBank genome assembly.
AUGAACAUAGCUAAGCGGAUCCAACUUCGUGUAGAAGCCGAUCAUCGUAAGGGGCUGCGAAAUUUCAAGCGCGUCAUAAGAAAACAGACUACGGAAGCCGUAGAGAUGAGUUGCAACACACCUGCAUAUAGGCUUGCUAAACGCUUAACCGUAAUCGCUGAAUAUGAGGCCAGAAAGUAUGGUUUGAAAAGUGAACCACUGAGGAUGGUUUGGUACAAAAACGGUGAACAAUUACGUAUAGAAUAUCCGGAAACAAGAAUGAAAAGGGCACACAGGAAGGAAAAACAUAAAGGUGAAGCAAGACAAGAACUGCUUCAAGAACAGCAUCGAUGGCAAGCGCUACACAUAAAGACCUAUCCUAAACUAAUAGAGGAUAAGCUUGUUUUCAGUAGCAUCCGAGAAGGGGAUCAGGGCUUUUACACCUGUGAACUGAGCUGGGGUGAGCAUCGGUGGAUGACAAUAUUCUACAGCCUAAUUGUCAGUGGAAUACGUUAUGUCGCACAAGAAACAGAUCCGUUUUACUUACAUUCGAAUAUGGGAUACGAGAAUGCGUUACGUGAGGCACCUGUGUGGUUGGAAGCAGCACAAAUAGUCUGGAAACUGAACGGAUUGGCACGAUCACACGGUCUGGUAGCAAGGAGAUCUAGACGGAUUCAGAUGAUUCCGGAACUAAACCAAACGCACAACGGGAUGUGGACAUGUUACCUGAUAAUUCCAGCCACAGGACCCACCUCACGCAUGAGCACCCCAUCGGUGAGAGUGUCAGGAGUUUAUUUACUUAACGAGUUUCACCUAAGAGUCGGUCCGAAUGCAAACGGUAUAUGGCAAUUAGCGGACAAUACAGUAAGUAUGAGAAUGCUGCGAAAUGUAAGCGUUGGCUUGGCGCUAAUGUGCGAACUGCUUCUACUCCUCCUGUUGUUAACCGUUUGGGCGGUAAAAAGAUGGCUAGACCGCACAUUAUCGGCGUCUCAAAAAAAGCUGAUCGUGCAAGAAGUUGUGGAUAAUGCUACCCGACUAAUGCUCACAGCGAGGAAGCGAGCGGCGGUCAACCGAGACCGUUUGCUACCGUUAAUAGUGCGAGAACAGAAGCGUUUGACAAAGGCAGCUCAGCAUUUGAGUGAGAGAUUCUUGGAGGACGAGUCAGACGAAGAGGAGGAACCAAUUGAGGGCAGCAUAUGGAGAAAAAUGUCCAAGUUCGGGAAUCGCGUGAGAACAAUAUCAAAGAUAUUCAAAAAGGUUAACGCCAGAGAUAGUUCCAUAGUGGAUGUGGAAGGAUGGAGAUAUAGCAGAUCGGGAUCAAUUAUUUCUACCGACAGCAGACCUUCCGACACAACGGAAAGAGUGACUAAGUUGAGAAAAUUGUUCGGAAUGGGGGAGGAAUCCGAAAAAAAUAAUCAGGCGUGGUAA